This is a messenger RNA of Passer domesticus (house sparrow), 1217 nucleotides long. RefSeq names its product sulfotransferase family 6B member 1 (gene SULT6B1). NCBI's taxonomy places the organism in Eukaryota, Metazoa, Chordata, Aves, Passeriformes, Passeridae. Gene Ontology annotation, molecular function: sulfotransferase activity. Gene Ontology annotation, cellular component: cytoplasm. The record is from RefSeq and is a predicted model, not a curated record. Gene Ontology annotation, biological process: sulfation.
AGCUUUUCUUGCAGUUGUUCUGGCAUGUGCUUUAUGACACAGCUACAGGCACAGCUGAGGACAUGCACUGGCAGUGACACUGAAUAGGUGACUCUGCUUUGCCCUUGACCCAGGGCAGCAAAGAGAGGCCCUCACUUCCCUCAAGAGAAUGAGUGGAGUUUCUUGCUACUUCCUUCCUUCUCCUACCCAGAAUCUUCCUAUAUGUCUCUCUGUAAAAGUCAGGAAAGCUCCCAUCAUUUUCUACCACUAACAAUGUUAUGAAUAUAUUUAAAAAAUAGUAAGUGCAAUGUUGAAUCAGUUUUGCCACCAGAAGUGAUUCAGGAAGGUCACAGUUACAAAGCUGAUGAGGAUCACAUUAAUGGAAAACAUUACUUUAUUUAUAAUCAUUUGAGUGCUUUGGUGUUGUCAUUUAAUUAUACUGAAUUAACCUUUGUAAUGAGAAGACUGACAUCUUACUUAAACUUCAGACAUGUUUUAUUUUGUUCUCUGGUUUUCUUGGUGCAGGUAUGAAAUGGCUUAUCUAGAUUUUAAAUGAUUUGAUGUUUACAACUGUUCAGAGUAUACAUGUAAGCACAGAAUAUUUUAUUAAAUGUGGAGAUCCAGGUAAAUAUCAGAGGAUAAAAUAGAUUCCAUUUCUAAGGAUUUUGAUAACACAUCUGAAUUAUAAUCACCUACCCAAGUCUAUUUUCAAGGAAAAAGGUACAGUGGUAGUGUUGUUUCAAAACCCUAAAGAUACAGCUGUUUCAUUUUUCCAUUUCCAUAACAAUGGAAUGCAAAAUGUCCCCAGUUACAGCUCCAGGGAUGAGUUCUCCUUGGGAUUCAUGAUAGAUCUGUUCAGCUGGGAAUCCUGUUUUGAUCCUGCAGUCACCUGGAACAAGCACAUUGAAGAUAAGAAUACUAUGGUCAGAAUAUAUGAAGACCUGAAAGGGAACCUGACUGGCAGUGUAAAGCAGAUAGCUGCAUUGUUUGGCUUCUCACCAACAGCUGAGCAGAUCCAGACCAUUGCUGGAAGGCAAACUUUCCAACCAGUGAGUGUUAAAGCUCAGGAGACUCAUGGUGCUGUUGGCUUGAGUCUUUUCCAUAAAGGUGGUUUUGGACACUGGAAAAAUGUUUUUGCUGCAGCUCAGAACCAGAAAUUGGCUGCCAAAUUCACAGCGAGCUUAGUAGUAGCUAAGCUGGGAGUGAAGUUUAAAUAUGAUGUGUAUUGCAAGGCCUGA